UCUCGUUGCUUUGUAAAUCCAUUCCUAAAUUAAAAAUCUUUAAAACAACAUAAAAAUGAUCGGCAGGCUGUCUUUUUGGAACAAAGACAACGUUUCGAACGAGGCUGACUGUUUGGGCUGUCGUUUGGUUAGUGGAAUUGGCCUCCUUGGUAUCGGUGCAUUUCUUUUGGCGCAAUCGAAGAAGCGUCCGAAGCCGCUGGAGAAUUACACUAUGAAGAGCUUAGCAGCAGCUGUUGGAUUUUUGGGAGUGGCCCGUUUAGCGAAUGCGAAUUUCCUGAAAGCAACUGCCGAGGAACCGAAGGAGCAGGAGACCAAGACUUUAAAGAAUUCGACUGAUCAUCAGUUCUUUGCUAGACGUUAAUUGAAUAAGGUGGUUUAAUUGUAAUUGCAGAUUUAAUUGUAUAAAUAUUUGAUUAUUUGCCUGUAAAGUAUUUAAAGUUUCUUUCUAAAAUCAUUUAAAUGAAA
Messenger RNA from Drosophila takahashii, 465 nucleotides. RefSeq lists its product as uncharacterized. The record is from RefSeq and is a predicted model, not a curated record. NCBI's taxonomy places the organism in Eukaryota, Metazoa, Arthropoda, Insecta, Diptera, Drosophilidae.